Argiope bruennichi is the source of this 2642-nucleotide messenger RNA. RefSeq lists its product as uncharacterized. The transcript is spliced from 11 exons. Lineage: Eukaryota; Metazoa; Arthropoda; Arachnida; Araneae; Araneidae. The record is from RefSeq and is a predicted model, not a curated record. The coding region runs from base 136 to 2517 and encodes 793 amino acids.
AAUUGAAAGAAUCAUUCGCGGAAUAAGACUCGAUAGCACUUUCGAUUCAGAUAAUCGUCCAACUUCUGCAUUAAUGGGAGUGUUACUGAAUGAAUUCCGAGGAUUGAAAUUGCUCGAGCGGACAAGCUGAAGAAGAUGUUGAGGAACAACAGGAAACUCAAAGACAUUCCACCGGACGUUAGACUGUCUUUAGAAUUUUUAGAUGAUGUCCUUGAAGAAUAUGCAGCUGAAGCAGAAGAGGCUGCCCGCAGAACAGAAAAGCACUUGGGAGAUAUGCCUGUGGAUGUAAGACACUCACUCGAGGUGCUGGACGAUAUUCUGACUAUAUAUGAAGAUGAAGAAAUGGAAGACCCUAACGCAGAAACUGCUGUAGAAGAUCUCAGAACUCUCGAUGCCGCGCCGCCGGAGGUUAGUAAAUCUCUGGAGAUGCUAGACAGUAUCAUCGACGAGGUCGAACAAGAGGCAAACGCCCCCAGACGUCGAAGGAACGGAACACAGGGGAGAAGAAACAGGCACGAAGAUAUCCGCCACUCACUGGAAGUCCUGGACAGCGUCUUGGCCGAAUUCGAUGACUGUUUGGAAUCUUGGGAUACCUCGCCGAGAAUCGACAUCAAGAAAUCUUUUGAUUCGUCAGCAGACAAAAAAUUUCCUUCAGACAAUAAUAGAGUGAAAGAAAGUAGAUGUUUCGACAGCGUUCCUGUUGAUGAUAAUAAAUUUAGUUCAAACAAUGCAAGAGGUGGCAGCACUAGUCAUAAUUCUUCCAGUUGUGUCCAAGAACAGCCCAAAGUUGGUUCACCCCCACCCAUACCAAAGCGAAGUCCGACGACCAGGCUGAGUGAGCAGAUUCUCAAUCCUUUCCCUUUCCCUUCUGACGACACCUCCUUGGACAGUUACGAUUCAAAUCGCUCCGAUUCUGGUGUCCAUGGCGACUGCUUAUCAGACCAUGCGCCGAUAAGCGGUUUAUCGUCACUCAAGAAGAAUGGCGACACCGCACCACGUCGCUCCGCUGCGAAAAAUACCUAUGACGCUGAUAACUGCGCUAAUUGCGGAUGCGAUCUUAAGCGAAGCUCACUUGCAAUGGAAUCCGCAGAAGGUGCCGACAUUCCAUCUCCCUUCCAGCAAAGGAAGCGGGUAUUUGAGAACAAAAUAGCUGAUGGUUUAUCUAACACGCCUCUCCCAACAGGUAUCAACAGGUCUUAUGGGUCAAGCUUUAGGAUCAGGAAGAUUCAGACACCUGAACAGCUCGACACUAGUUCGGGGCCUGUGUCUCUACCUGCCAAUUUAACUGGAAGUAGCAUCGACUCUACCUCACAACAGUUAAAUGGACUCUCAUCAUUUAAACAUGACGAUGAGAAUGAAAUUUCUCUGCCCAGUACACAUCAUGCUGUGAACUGCACUUGUAGAGAAAAAAUCCAGAAGCUCAAUACCAAGUUUUCCGAAACCAGGCGCCUCUUGAAACAAAAUUCAAUCAAUGGUUUGGACUCGAAGCCUCCUUCGUUUGUUCCACCACCUCCUCCAAUGACGAAUGGGAAUAGUACACAACUAGACUUGGUGCCGUAUUCGGAUAGUUCCGUGGAAACUUCAAGAAAUCCUCCACUGAGAGCAAAUGGCAAUAGUUCUGGGUUGCUUAAAGUCAAAGAUUCGCUUCAGGACAGUGAAGUGGAUUCUUGCCAUUCUGUAGAUAGUUCCAAUGAGUCUCUCCAAUCAGGAAAUCUCCGACUGGAAGAUUCUCUGCACUCCAGUAAACUGGUAGAUUCAUCUAGGCUUUGUAAUAGAUGUUCUAGUUCCCUCUCUGUCCAUUUGUCUACGACGAUUGAAGACUUGCCCAAUCUCCUUCCCACUGAUGCCUUAAACAGACCUCAUCUGGGGCUGUCCUAUUCCUUGGAGGACGAUUUAUCGCCGGGUGUGAAAGAAAUCCAGCAGUCUUCCACCCCUAGGAGUGAUGCCUCAUCCCUGAGCUUGUUCAAGACCAAAGACUCCAGCCUGUCUACCUUCAGUCACUCGGCUAGCAGUCUGGGUUACGUUUCUAGUCAGAGUGAUCUGGAGCUGAACAAUAUACCUACCAUACCGAAUAAAGUACCUGUCUCGACGUUCAAGUCAAGAACUUUACCUAAUGGUCUGGAUCGCUCUCCAUUUUAUUCGCCAAUGGACGAAGUAUUCGAUAGGUCUCACUCUCCUGGUGAAAGCAAGGACCACAACGGCAACAGGUAUCCGAAGCCGGGACACGUGUCCCACGAGAACUUGCUUCAGCUGAGGAGUUCCAGCGCCCCUCCCUUGCCGGAGGAGGAGAAACCCAAGAAAAAAUUAUUCCGUUUCAGCAGAAAGGACAAGAGCAAAAAGAAAAACGAUGACAGUUCAUCUCUAAAAUCUGAUUUAUCAUUUGAUGAAGGAAUCAUUUUAAAGAAAGUAGGAGCACUAGAUGGCAGUACUGUUCUACAUGAUGCCGUUGGCGACACCAGCGAAGCCGGGGUGGAAAAGAAGAGACGAAGCCUAUGGCGUAGUUUCGUAGGAAAGUAAUGAAACUUGCUGAAUAUAUAAACUACAAGCUAAUGCACAGCACUAAAAAAAAUGUACAGUUAUGCUAUUGUAAAGAGUGAUUUUUCUUGUAUCAAAUUUUUAGAAAAUAAAUGGGAUGUCUUUGA